Messenger RNA from Zygotorulaspora mrakii, 954 nucleotides. RefSeq names its product lipoyl(octanoyl) transferase LIP2 (gene LIP2). Gene Ontology annotation, molecular function: lipoyl(octanoyl) transferase activity. The coding region runs from base 1 to 954 and encodes 317 amino acids. Gene Ontology annotation, biological process: protein lipoylation. The record is from RefSeq and is a predicted model, not a curated record. Lineage: Eukaryota; Fungi; Ascomycota; Saccharomycetes; Saccharomycetales; Saccharomycetaceae. The transcript has a single exon. Gene Ontology annotation, cellular component: mitochondrion.
AUGUAUGUUAAAGUGACAUCUCCGUUAGCCAGAUUUGCAAGAUAUUUGUCUACCAAGACCUGUUCACUGCAAGCUAAAACCCGCCCUAUAGAAGAGUCAGCCAAUAUUAUCAGACAUUUACAAUUUACGAACCAAUUGCCGUUUGAAAAAGGUUUACUGAUACAGGAGAAAUUUGUCAAAGCAGAAUUAGAGUUAAAAGAACUUCAUUCGAAGAUUAGAAGAAAACUGGAACGAUUACACCAGUCCGCUGAUAAUACCACCACAAUAAAUGAACAUGAGAAAAAGAUUAUAGAUAGAAUUCUUGCAAUGAAGCCAAACCCGAUCGUUAUGACAUUUGAAUUUGAGCCGGCAUAUAGUGGAGGCAAGCGCAUCAAAAAGACCAUUACACCAGAAGAAAUAAAAAAGUAUGAAUCAUUCGUACCAUUGGCUCAAAAGGAAAACAAAAAACCGAAGUUUGUACAGGUGGAAAGAGGCGGCCAAGUUACGUUCCAUGGGCCAGGUCAGAUGGUUGCGUAUAUAGUACUCGAUUUGAAGUCUUUUUCUGAUUUCCCAGCGAAAUGCCUUGUUUCAAGCAUUGAAACGGCCACAAUCACAACAUUGAAGAAUACAAAAACCAAUGGUGGUACAUCGCUCCUAAAUUUACAAUCUGAAACCACUGAAAAUACCGGAGUAUGGACCCUGGAUCAUAAGAAAAUCGCCAGUGUCGGAGUUCAUGUCAGAAGGUCAAUAACUUCCCAUGGGGUAGCCAUCAAUGUAUGCUCUGACUUAUCUUACAUGAAUAAUUUUGUGAUGUGCGGUUUACCUUCUAGUGAGGCAACUUCGAUAAAAGAGCAACUUCCAGAUUGCAAUGUAGGUGUUCAAGAUAUUUCAGUAAGCUUCGUAAAUGAAUUCGCUAAAACUUUAGGUAUUAGUACCGUGGAAAGAAUGCAGCUUUCUGAUUUAGACGUAGAAUAG